Ogataea angusta is the source of this 1023-nucleotide messenger RNA. RefSeq lists its product as uncharacterized. The record is from RefSeq and is a predicted model, not a curated record. Gene Ontology annotation, cellular component: cytosol. Gene Ontology annotation, molecular function: glyoxylate reductase (NADPH) activity; hydroxypyruvate reductase [NAD(P)H] activity; NAD binding. The transcript has a single exon. Bases 1 to 1023 code for a protein of 340 amino acids. NCBI's taxonomy places the organism in Eukaryota, Fungi, Ascomycota, Pichiomycetes, Pichiales, Pichiaceae.
AUGUCCACCGUUAAAGUUCUUAGAUUUGGACCAAUCAGAUACGCCCAGGAGGCGUGGGAGAAGCUCGAGCAGAGACCCAAUGUCGAGGUGGUGGAGAGCGGGGCCUCUUCUAGGGAAGAGUUCCUGAAGGAGCUCAACGAAGGCAAAUAUAAGGACGUCAGCGUCAUUGCGAGAACGUUUGAGAGUGUCAAGCAGACGGGACUGCUUGACAAAGAGCUACUGGCCCAGUUAAAGGAAAAGACCUCUCUCAAAGCCAUUUCCCACAACGGUGCUGGGUACGACCAGGUGGACGCUGUUGAGUGCGGCAAGCUUGGAAUACAGGUGUCCAACGUGCCUUCUAUUGUUGACGCGGCUACUGCAGACACGCAUAUAUACCUUCUUUUGGGAGCAUUGAGGAAUUUCCAGGACUCGACGCUGAGAAUGCUGCAGGGCAAGUGGCCGACCGAAAAAUGUGCCGGCACUCCCGUUGGCCACGACCCUGAAGGCAAGGUACUGGGAAUCUACGGAAUGGGCGGCAUUGGCCGUGCAGUGAGAGACAGGGCCAAACCGUUUGGGUUCAGAAAGAUUCUGUACCACAACCGGAACCGUCUUGCUCCGGAGUUGGAGCAGGGUGCCGAGUAUGUGAGCAUGGACGAGCUUCUGAGCCAGUCGGACGUGAUCUCAAUCAACAUCCCGCUCAACAACGCCACCAGACAUUCGAUCAACAAGGAUACUAUUGCCAAGAUGAAAGACGGCGUGGUAAUUGUCAACACUGCCAGAGGCCCUAUUGUUGACGAGAGCGCCAUUUUGCCUGCUCUCAAGAGCGGGAAAGUGGGUGCUUUCGGAUCGGACGUGUUCGAAAACGAGCCCCACGUCAACAUGGAGCUGAUCCGGCAGCCGAACGUGGUGUCUCUGCCUCACAUGGGAACACACACCGUCGAGACGAUGAAGGCCAUGGAGGAGUUUGUCGUCAAAAACGUUGAGACGUUCGUUGACCAGGGCAAGGUGCUGUCGAUUGUUCCUGAGCUGAAGGGUAAAUUCUGA